Messenger RNA from Dissoconium aciculare CBS 342.82, 1395 nucleotides. Its product is annotated as NAD(P)-binding protein. The record is from RefSeq and is a predicted model, not a curated record. Gene Ontology annotation, molecular function: oxidoreductase activity, acting on the CH-OH group of donors, NAD or NADP as acceptor. The transcript has 2 exons. Lineage: Eukaryota; Fungi; Ascomycota; Dothideomycetes; Mycosphaerellales; Dissoconiaceae. The coding region runs from base 1 to 1395 and encodes 464 amino acids.
AUGGCGUCCAAGACGAACCUCCUCCUCACCGCUGCCAUCGGCGGUGGUCUCCUCUCCGCGCUUUUCGUCUCCCCCGACCGUCUCAAGGAGCCGUUGUUGAAGCACUUUGGCCAAUACAGCUCAUACAUCAACCCGUUGAACGUCGACCGCCUCGUCGUCCUCUUGAAGGGUCUCCUCGCUCUCGGACUCUACCGCGAUGUCGCCGCCUUCCUCUCCGAGUUGGCCCAGAACGACUUCCGCUUCUCCUCCGAGAAGAGCAAGUACGAUUGGCCCAACGAGGUCAUCGUCAUCACUGGCGGUGCCGGUGGUUUCGGUGGUCUCAUGGCCAAGGACUUCGCCUCCCGCGGCAUCAACGUCGCCAUUUUGGAUAUCUUCGAGGAGCUCCCCGCCGCUCUUCAGAACAACGCCAAGAUCUCGUACUUCAAGUGUGACAUUACCGAUGCCGACGUCGUCGCCGAGGUCGCUGGUAAGAUCCGCGCCACCGUCGGCCAACCCAGCGUCCUGAUCAACAACGCCGGUGUCGCCCACGGCCAGCUCUCCAUCCUCGACAUCACCCCCAAGCAGGUCCAGCAGCUCUACAACGUCAACAUCGUCUCCCACUUCAACACCGUCCGGGAAUUCCUCCCGACCAUGAUCGCCAACAAGAAGGGCCACAUCGUGACCGUCAGCAGCAUGGCCGCUUUCGUCUGCUCCCCGGGCCUCGUCGCCUACAGCUCCUCCAAGAGCGCCGCACUCGUCUUCCACGAGGGCCUCCAGCAGGAGCUCCGCACCUUCCACAACGCGCCCGAGAUCAAGUGCUCCGUCGUGCACCCGACCUUCGCCGACACCCCGAUGGUCGCCAAGUUCAAGGACAGCCUGGCCAAGACGACCGCGAAGCUCAUCACCCCGGAGUCCGUCGCCGACGCCGUCGUCAAGCAGGUCCUCAGCGGUCGCGGCGCCCAGAUCAUCCUCAACGGCAACCUUCCCUACUUCCUGACCACCCUCCGCGCCUGGCCGCACUACCUGUCGGGAAUCAUCCUGAUGGGCGCCAACCGUGCCAUGAAGGUAUGUUUUGUAACUUUUUUGCGCUCUCUCUCUCUCUCUCACACACACACACACACACACACAUGCACACACGUGCACACGCGUGCACACGCGAGACGAAUUUCUCCGUUUGCGUUCUCUCCGAUUACUAACCACUCCCAUCUCACAGGCAACUCACGCAACCAAGAAGGAUUAGAAAGAAUUUUCGUCAGGUUUGGCCGAGAAUUCUAUGUGUAUAAUUUCUGUGGAAGAAUACCAAAUCCCUUAUUUUUUUGCCCGCAAGAAAACUUGUCUUUCUUUUUUUCUUUCUUUUUUCCUAGGGUUGUUCAAAUUCCCCCUUGGACUUUCUCGAGCCUUCUCUCUCGUCUAUAG